This is a messenger RNA of Salvia hispanica, 3250 nucleotides long. Its product is annotated as wall-associated receptor kinase-like 1. Gene Ontology annotation, molecular function: polysaccharide binding. The record is from RefSeq and is a predicted model, not a curated record. Lineage: Eukaryota; Viridiplantae; Streptophyta; Magnoliopsida; Lamiales; Lamiaceae.
AUGUCUCCUCUGCAACUGAUCAUCUCUAUCUUCCUACUUCUUCCAUCACCACUCUCCGCGGCUCUAAAUGCCAAACCGGGAUGCCAUGACCGGUGCGGGGAUUUACUCAUUCCAUAUCCAUUUGGAAUUGGCAAAAAUUGUAGCCUCAGCCCUUAUCUUGACAUCAAUUGCGAUAAUUCCACUGACCCUCCAAAAGCUUACCUCUCCAUUAUGAACAAACAAGUGAUUGAAUUUAAUUUCAAUGAAUUUUUCAUUCGGCUCUUAAACCCCUACAUGAUUUCAGCUUGCUAUCAUCUCUCAGCCGAAAAUCAACGUGGUAUGAGUGUGAACUUGUCGGGAACUCCCUACAUGCUCUCGGUUGAAAACGUGCUCACUGCCAUCGGGUGCGAUGAUAUGGCGCUGCAAUCCAAUGGAAGUUCCACCGUUGGCGGCUGCUCGGCGUUUUGUGCUGACAAGAACGAUACCGGCUUCGGAGAUUGCCAAUAUAAUGGUUGUUGCCAUCAGGAUCUCUACGGAAUAAGUUUCUUGGAAGCAGAACUGAUUGACUUGAGCGGAAGAUCACAACGUAAAAAGCUUUUUCCGUGUAGCUAUGCCUUUAUCCACGAGAAGACGAAGAAGAACGAAACCGUAUUUUCAUAUCCUUUGUACUAUCUGGACAACUCAACGGCAUUGGUAAACGAUAAUUGGGCAUCUGCAACAAGGCCGCCUGUAGUGCGCUUGGACUGGCUCGUUGGGGCUGAGAACUGCAGCCGCGCUAUGAAUUCCAACACUUACGCAUGUGUAGACGAAAAGAGUGUUUGUGUUGAUUAUAGAUAUUCCUAUAGGACAGGUUACACAUGUAGCUGCGUGCAAGGGUACGAGGGAAAUCCUUACUUACCAGGAGGAUGCCAAACAAUAAUUCCCUCUUCAAGUUCAAUUGCCAAGCGUGGAUGCUUAGAUCAAUGUGGGAACGUAUCAAUUCCAUUUCCAUUUGGUGUGGGUCCAAAUUGCUACCUGGAGCCAUCUUUUGAAGUUGUUUGCAAGAAGGACACCAACCCUGCGAAACCCUACCUCCGUCUUUUGAACACUGAAAUCGUGGAGCUGAACUCAUCAAAAAUUAUUGUUAACUACAGGAAUGUGUCUUCAAAUUGCUACAAUCGACUAGAGUCGGACUAUCAAGUUGAGCGGAGCUUGAAAAUUGACUUAUUGCAAACGCAAUAUAGAUUAUCAGAUGAGAACUGGAUCACUACCAUUGGCUGCAAUGUUAUGGUUGUCGGGGUAAUUGGACGAGACAAACGAAGUUCCAUACGCAGCAGCUGCGCAGCCAUUUGCUCUGACAAACAAAUCUAUGAUGGUACAAUUUACGUGCAUUGUGAAUAUGGACCAACAUCUUUUGCAGGUGAAGGUUGUUGCAGAGUACCAAUUCCAAGAGGUACAACUUACCUCGAAUCAAAUAUGACUAAUCUAAGUGAACCAAGGACAAUUGUCAAUGUUUCAUGUAGCUACGCCUACAUUGAAUACGCUAAAAGAUGGAAUGAAUACAUUCGUUACACUGUAGGAUUUUCGUUUGAGAAUAACUCAAACCCAAUCCAACGUUAUGUUCAGCCGAGCAUGGCACUGGAUUGGAGGAUUGGAGUGUUGAAUUGCAAAGAUGCACGACAGGAUCACGCUAACUUCGUAUGCCGAGAUAACAGUGAUUGUGUUGAUUUUGAUGCUACGCUUGGAGGGUACCUCUGCAACUGCUCCAAAGGAUACAGAGGCAAUCCCUACCUCGACCCAGGCUGCCAAGAUAUUGAUGAAUGCGCUGAUAACACAACUAAUACAUGCGUCUCAAACUCAAUUUGCGAAAACAUUCCGGGGACAUUUCACUGCUCGUGUCCGAAAGGGUAUAUUGGUGAUGGAAAGAAAGAUGGAACAAGUUGCAUUCCACAGCCGCCAUCCAAAACCAAGAUGAUUAUUUUGAUAGGUAUAGGCUCUGGAUUGGGGUUUCUUCUUGUAGUUUCAGUGAUCUUUUGGUUGUAUAAAUUGUUGCGAAAGAGAAAGGAAAGAAUGGUAAAAGAUAAAUUCUUUAAGCGAAAUGGCGGUCUUCUCUUGCAACAACAGACGAAUGAAGGUGCACUUGGAAAAACAAAAGUUUUCCGGGCAAAAGAGUUGGAGGUGGCUACGGAUAACUUUAAUGAGAGCAGAAUUAUUGGACAAGGAGGGCAAGGCACUGUCUAUAAAGGAAUGUUAUAUGAUGGUAAGAUUGUAGCGAUAAAAAAAUCAAAGCUGGUCGAGUUGAAUCAGUUGGAACAGUUCAUAAAUGAAGUGGUGAUACUAUCGCAGAUCAAUCAUAGGAAUGUGGUCAAACUAUUGGGGUGUUGUUUGGAGACUGAGGUUCCUUUGCUUGUUUACGAAUUCAUGCCAAACGGCACACUAUUUGAUCUAAUACAUGAUCCAAGUAGUGAAUUUCCAUGUACAUGGAACAUGCGUUUGAAAAUUGCAGCAGACAUAGCAGGGGCAGUAGCGUACUUACACUCUGCAUCUUCUGUGCCUAUCUAUCACAGGGAUAUUAAGUCAAGAAAUAUCCUCCUUGAUGAAAAGUAUGUUGUCAAAGUAUCAGAUUUUGGAACAUCGAGGUCCGUUGCUACAGAUCAGACUCACUUAACUACUGUGGUUAAAGGGACGUUUGGAUAUUUAGAUCCAGAAUAUUUUCGGUCGAGUCAAUUCACAGAAAAGAGCGAUGUUUAUAGUUUCGGGGUAGUUCUUGUCGAGCUUCUUACUGGGCAAAGGCCAAUAUCUCUUGAUAAAACAGAAGAGGAAAGAGGUCUAGCAACACGGUUCCUUGCAUGCAUGGAAGAAGAAUGCAUGGAUACGAUUUUAGAUCCACAAGUUCGGGAGCAAGGAAGAAAGGAGGAGGUGAUCCUAGUUGCAAAGCUUGCACAAAGAUGUUUGCACUCAAAAGGGAGAAUGAGACCAACUAUGAAAGAAGUUGCUACUGAAUUGGAAAGUUUUAGGAUGUCUGACAUGUCGAGUGGUAUUAAUGUUGAAUCAGAAGAUGUGAGAUCUUUUGAAGAUAUGUCUGCGAUGAUUUCAGACACUGAGUACACAUGGACAAAUAGUUAUAAGAGUGCUUUCACAUCAUCAUCAGACACACAUCCGUUAGUGUUAUCUGAAAGUGUAUCAUAAUAUAGACACAUUUAUAGUAGACUCAAAUAAGAUGAUCAAGACUUGGUUCUAUGCCAUAUCUGAGAUUGAAGAUUGGAAUAUUAAUGAAUCUCUUUAUAUUGUA